Messenger RNA from Corythoichthys intestinalis (scribbled pipefish), 874 nucleotides. It is a transcript of the gene tmem100a, whose product is annotated as transmembrane protein 100a. Gene Ontology annotation, biological process: cellular response to BMP stimulus. The record is from RefSeq and is a predicted model, not a curated record. Bases 186 to 575 code for a protein of 129 amino acids. Gene Ontology annotation, cellular component: plasma membrane. The transcript is spliced from 2 exons. NCBI's taxonomy places the organism in Eukaryota, Metazoa, Chordata, Actinopteri, Syngnathiformes, Syngnathidae.
CGAGCAUUUCAGCGGACGCGCAGUGACGGCUUGCAGCUUCAACUUGCUCAAGGCACCAAGUUGACUUUUCUCCAACCUUCUCGCCAGAACAACCUAAAGGCAGCACAGGAUUUGAGUUUCAACUCCAGGCAUGGAAUUCCACUCCCAGGCAGGCGGCCCAGUUUGAGGACCGGCGGGAGCGCGCGAUGCCGGGAGACAGCGCUCCAGACACCAUGAAAACCCCGGCCGGUCCAGAGAAAAGCCAGCGCCCCGCCGCCACGGUGUUGGACGUCCCCCUGGUCAAUGAGGUCCAGCUGACGGCAGCGACGGGUGGUGCCGAGCUGUCGUGCUACCGCUGCACUGUGCCCUUUGGCGUUGUGGUCCUGAUCGCCGGCGUGGUGGUGACGGCGGUGGCGUACGGUUUCAACUCGCACGGCUCCACCAUCUCCUACUUGGGAUUGGUCCUGCUGUCGGCCGGGUUGGCGCUGCUGGCGGCCAGCGCCGUCUGCUGGAAGGUCCGACUGGAGCGCAAGAAGGAGCGGCGGCGCGAGAGCCAGACCGCCCUGGUGGCCAAUCAGAGGAGCCUUUUCACGUAAGACGCCCUAGCGGCGAGAACUGGACUCACUCGGCGACUGGUUUCGGGACCACAAAUGACGUCAUUUUUUAAUGUGUUAGCACAGAAGCUAAUCGCUUUGAACUGCUCCAAAAGUUAGAUGUUUGUAGGUCAAAGAAAGUUGAAGUUGAACUUCCACUGACAACUUGUCAUAGUAAACUAGAAAAUAUGUUAAUCUGCACUACGUCAAACAAUCCAAAUGACUCUUAUUAAGAGUCGGAGUAGAAUUGUGUAUGAGGAAAUGUAAUGUAUGCUAGCUUGAAUAAAGUCAAAAUACUUCGA